CGUUUUUCGGCAUCCAUGCCCAAGAAAACCUCAACAAACCCCAUGUUGCGCACGGCGGCGCGGCGGCGCAUCUCCGUUGCCCCUGCAAGAUUCGCGCACGGGCUCGCGCAGGCGCAGGACCAGGACCAGCCGGCCGUCCAUGAGCGGGGCGGCCUUGAGCCGUCGUGGGUCCCGCUCUACAGGAGGAUCUCGAAGCUGUCCAAUGGCAGGCAGCCGGGAAUGGCGGCGGCGGAGAUGACCAAAUAUCUCCGCAAGAGGCGCCCGCUCUCGGAGUACCAGAUCGUCGCCUACGUCCGGAAGCUCCGCAAGUUCAAGCGUAACGCGUGCGCGCUCGAGUUAAUGGAGUGGAUGGAAGCUCGUGGAGCAAAGUUGACGCCUGGGCAUCAAGCGCUGCGGCUUGACCUUGUUUCAAAAGUUCACGGGAUACAGGCAGCUGAAGAAUAUUUCUGGAGCCUUCCAGAUAUAUUGAAGUCAAGGAAAGCUUGUUCAUGUUUGCUUAACUGCUAUGGUGAACACAUGAUGGCAUGCAAAGGUCUGGAAUUCUAUGAGAAGAUGAAAGCCACGAACAUUGUUCCAAAUACACUGGUGUACAACAGCCUGAUGGCUUUGUACAAAAAGGCGGGCCAGCCAGAGAAAAUCCCCUCCACAUUUGAAGAAAUGCGAGAAAGAGGUAUAACUGCUAACAGUUUUACAUACUUCACAUUGGUAGAAAGCUAUGUUACAAUGAAUGACCUGGAGGCUGCGGAGAAAGUCCUGGAAGAAUUGCAGAAGGUGGCUCCACUUCACUGGUCCUUGUACACUCUAAUGGCAAACAGUUACGUUAAACUAGAGCUGUGUGGAAAGGCAGAAAUUGCCCUAAAGAAAGCUGAGGAAGUUAUGAACAAAGCUGAGUUAUCCUCAUGGUAUUUCCUCCUCUCCAUCUAUGCCCGUUGUGGAAAUGCAACUGAGGUUAAGAGGAUCUGGGAGUCUUUGAAGUCCACAUUCAAGAAAUGUUUGAACAGAAGCUAUCUUGUGAUGCUUCAAGCUCUGAGUACUAUUGAUGACUUUGAGUCUUUACAGGAAAUCUUUCAGGAGUGGGAAUCGAGUCAUGAACAAUAUGACAUGAGGAUAACAAAUGUUAUGAUCAAAGCUUACCUUGAUAAGGGUAUGAUAGAUGAAGCUGAGGCUAUCCGUCAGAGGACCAUGGCUAAGGGUCGUUGUGAUGAGAGGACGAUUUACAUAUUUGCCGAGUACUAUUUGGAAAAAUCUAAUGUGACCGCGGCACUGGAGAUCUUGAGAGAUGCAAAGAAGAUGGUGACGGCACACAAAUGGGUGCCAUCCAAAAAGCAUAGGAGCAGAUUUCUGAAGCACUAUGAAGAGUCAAAGGAUGUUGACGGUGUGGAGUCUUUCUGCGAGUGCCUGAGGAAGCUCGAAUGCCUUGAUGUGGACGCUUAUGAGGGCAUGAUGCGGACCUAUAUAGCUGCAGGUAGAACCAACCCAUCUAUUGCUCAGCGUAUCGAAGAUGAUGGGAUUCACGUAGGACCAGAGACGACGAAAUUGCUGGAGCGUGUCUCCGGCAAUUGAAACUGAGAAGGAAAGAAACUUUGUAAGAAGUUGAGGCAACCGUAGAAUUUUUCUUCAUUAUAGAGCAGAAUUAUGACUUGUCGAAGAUGUCGUUAUCUCGUGAAAAGUUUGCUGUCAUCGGAUUUCUGUACAUGAAUUGCAAGGUCUUUUGGCAUUUUACAUUUGAUGCUCUGCUAGCCACCUCUGACCACUGUGUAGCAUCUAUCUAAGCUGCUAAUACGAUGGAGUCAUUUCCAAAAUACAAUUAUUUUCAUGUUA
Hordeum vulgare subsp. vulgare (domesticated barley) is the source of this 1821-nucleotide messenger RNA. Its product is annotated as pentatricopeptide repeat-containing protein At4g01990, mitochondrial-like. The record is from RefSeq and is a predicted model, not a curated record. Gene Ontology annotation, cellular component: mitochondrion. The coding region runs from base 16 to 1563 and encodes 515 amino acids. The transcript has 2 exons. Gene Ontology annotation, molecular function: protein binding. Lineage: Eukaryota; Viridiplantae; Streptophyta; Magnoliopsida; Poales; Poaceae.